AUGACUGAAGGCAAGGAUCUCGAGGUCGGUCACACGAACGACAAAGACACCACCAUAACCGCCGAAACCGAGGGUUCAACAAGCGACACCAACACCCAUGGUGGCUAUGAUCAUGGGUUGUCCUCGUUUCAGGAGAAGAAGUCGGUGUUUGCGAAGAUGAGGGCCUGGGAGCUCUGGCUCGACAAGAGGCUCAAGUUCGAACCCAUGGGGAUCGACCGCUUGCCUGAAGAUGCACGCAAGCCACCACGAACUCUGAACAUGAUGCUCCUGUGGUUCUCCCUCUUGAUGGCACCAGGGAUGAUCACCAUCGGGGCGUUGGGCCCGAUCUUUGGAUUAUCGGUGGCCGACUCGAUCAUGAUCACCUGCAUCGGAAAUGCGAUGGGAAGUCUGGUGCCGGCGUGGACGGUCACAUUGGUGCCACAGACAGGCCUCCGGGCGGUGGCGGUCUCGCGGUACGCAUUUGGGAUUCAGGGCUCCAAAAUAUGCGGCGCGCUCACGGUCUUCGUCAAUAUCGGCUACGCCGUCAUCGGGGCGAUCCUGGCUGGCCAGUUUUUAAGAGCCGUCUCGGGCGGGUCGCUGGACAUCUCGCUCGGUAUCGUGUUGGUUGUGCUUUUGGCCCUCGUGGUGUCGUUUUUGGGCUACCAUGUCCUACACCACUACGAGAGCGUGGCGUGGAUCCUGAUCUUUAUCCUCAUGCUCGUCCAGUGGGGUCAGUCGGCUCCUCGCUUCCCCUCCGACAUCACAACCCAUGAACUUCAAGGCAUCGACUACGUUGGCUCCGCCCUGACGUUUUUCGCCAUCAUGUUCGGUCAAUGUGUGGCCUGGUGCUCCUGCGCGGGUGACUACUACGUUCACUUCCCCGCCGACGUCAACAAGUGGAAGCUGGCAGGCUUGACCUGGCUGGGCAUGUUCAUUCCCACCACCUUCGGCGCCCUCCUGGGUUGCUACAUCGGUGGCGCCAUCUUCUCAAAUAACGAUCUUCUCCAAGUCUACGAGACUAGUGGGAUCGGUCAAGUCAUUUUGGAUUUGUUGCACCCGUCGGGUUUCUCGGGGUUUGUGGGCGUCUUCUACGCUUUUGCAGCAUUGGCAAACCUCGCAGCCACUUUCUAUUCCAGCGCACUUGCGGUCCAGGUCAUGCACAGCCGCUUCAUUGAAAUCCCGAGAUUCAUCUGGGUACUGGUCUUUGGUGUCAUUACCCUCGCCCUAGCACUUGGUGGUCGGAACGUGUUUGAGAACGUCCUCAGCAACGUACUGCCCAUCCUUGGGUACUGGACCAUUUGCUUUUCUUCGGUCCUGUUCGUCGAACAUUACGUUUUCCGGCCGCGACUUGGUGGCUACGACCUCGAAGGCUGGCGAGACUCGAAGCGCACUCCUGUAGGCCUGGCUGCCGUCGCUACCUUGCUGACCUGUAUUGGCCUAUCUUUCCUCGGCAUGUGUCAAACCUGGUUCGUCGGUCCCAUUGCUAAGCAGAUUGGAGCCUAUGGUGGAGACGUGAGCGACUACAUUAUUAUAGUUGUCGCUCCGAUCAUGUACUUUCUCUGUCGAUCGUGGGAGAUCAAAGUCUUUGGUCGAUAAUCUAGAUGGUUGUGGCUGCUUACUACACCGUGCCCCUUGCCGAACA
Messenger RNA from Exophiala mesophila, 1621 nucleotides. RefSeq lists its product as uncharacterized. The coding region runs from base 1 to 1575 and encodes 524 amino acids. Gene Ontology annotation, cellular component: plasma membrane; fungal-type vacuole membrane. Gene Ontology annotation, biological process: transmembrane transport. NCBI's taxonomy places the organism in Eukaryota, Fungi, Ascomycota, Eurotiomycetes, Chaetothyriales, Herpotrichiellaceae. The transcript is spliced from 4 exons. Gene Ontology annotation, molecular function: transmembrane transporter activity. The record is from RefSeq and is a predicted model, not a curated record.